Molecule: messenger RNA, 1035 nt
Organism: Meleagris gallopavo (turkey)
Lineage: Eukaryota; Metazoa; Chordata; Aves; Galliformes; Phasianidae
Source: RefSeq, a predicted model, not a curated record
GGGUCUCCAUGGGGGAUGUGGGGUCCCCGUGGGUCCCGGGGGUGUCCCCGUGGGUUGGGGGGCCUCCCCCAUAGGAGGCACAGGGGGAUCCCUGGAGGGUGCUGGGGGUCCCCUAGGGUCAUUGAGUCUCCAGAGGGGGGUCCCCACGGGGUAUCCCUCCACGGAGGAUCCCGAGGGCGCCGUGGGGGUCCCGUGAGGCUCCUGUGGGGCUGCGGGCUGUGGGUCACACCGUGGGGGUCCCAUGGUGAGGAGGUCAGCGGGGGUCCCACAGGUGCAGUGCAGGCUCUGUGGUUCUGUGCACAUCCCCCGUGGGCCUGUGGAGCUCCCGGAGGGUCUCUGUGUCCCCAGGGGGGUUUCUCUGUAUCCCCUCGAGGUCUCUCUGUGCCCCUACGGGUCUCUGCGUGUCCCUACGCGGCCCCUCUGCGUCCCCACGCUCCGCAGGGGGCAGCGGCAUGUCUCGGUGCUAUAUGUUCCUCCCACCAGCAGAGGGCAGUAGCGCGGAAGGAGCGGAGCAGACGAGAGGACGGUGCAGAGCGGCCGGAAGCUCUGUGUCACGUGGCGGCACCCGGAAGCGGCGGCAGGAGGGCGGCCAUGAGCAGCAGCGGCGGCGGCAACGGAGCGGCGGCCGCUGGGACCGAGACCGAGGCCGGUGACGGUUUUGUUUCCGGUUCCGGUUCGGAGCGGCGGGUCCACAUCAUGGUGGAGUACUGCGAGCCCUGCGGCUUCGGGGCCACCUACGAGGAGCUGGCGAGCGCCGUGCGGGAGGAAUACCCCGACAUCGAGAUCGAGUCCCGCCUGGGGGGCACCGGUGAGCUCCGGGGCGGGGGGCUGAGGGGUCUCCGGGGCGGCUUUGGAUGUUCCUAUGGGAGCAUGGGUGUUUCUCAUUGAGGAAAGGUGUCUGUGUGUUUUUCCCUCCCUGGUGCUGCGCUGGGUCUCAGCCCCAUCUGCUGGGGGGUGCUGGGACUGAGCCCGUUACAACCUCGCACAGAGGUGGGAGGGGGGUUGGGGGGGGUUGAACCUCACUCCCUGAGCGCU